This is a messenger RNA of Symbiodinium sp. CCMP2592, 1248 nucleotides long. Lineage: Eukaryota; Dinophyceae; Suessiales; Symbiodiniaceae. The record is from the annotation of a GenBank genome assembly.
AUGAAGUUUCUCGUGGCUUUGGCCACUUUGCCAUGGACCGUGUCCUUGAAAGUGUCAAUCCAGGUCAACGUGUCACAGACGCAGUGUGCCAACGCAGCCCCUAAUUCAUGCUGCAAAUGGCAAGGGCGAUGUGAAGAUGGAUGGGUCCCAAGGCAGCCUUUGAGUGAACAUGUUGGAAGCAGCAACGAAGAAUGCUGCGAGCAGACGUGCAUGUCUUUCACAUGCCCAGAUGGUUAUGUGGCAAAUGCGGCCUACCACAACAACGUGGGUUGGAACGCAGACGUUUGUUGUGAUCGUACAUGCAAAGACCAUUCUUGCAGCCAGGGCGGAUACCGGGUCACCCCAGGGAGUCAAAGCAAGGUUGGUUCCACAGACGAUGAGUGCUGCUCAAAGACAUGCUCUCUGCACAGCUGCGGAGCUCUCUGGAAGCCUUUGGAGGAGAGAGCCCAAUGGGUUGGUAGUUCCGACGCCGUUUGCUGUGAGCCACUCUGUGCGAUGAUGACCUGUGGUGCUGGGUGGGUUUUGGAUGGCACCAAAGUCGACCAAGUUGGAGCUUCUCGUGAGGAUUGCUGUGCAAAGACAUGUGAAACCGUGACUUGCCCGAGGAAUUUUGGCAUUCCCGAAAACAAGAAACACACUGCGCCCAAGGAUGAAAGUGAAUGCUGCGAGCCCACUUGCAGACAGCACAUUUGCUCCGACGGCUGGGUGGCAGAUGCAACUCGCAGCGAUCUAUUCAAGUCGUCGGAUGAAGGAUGUUGCCUGAAGAAAUGUGCAGCCUUCGAGUGCCCGGAGCUUUGGGAGAAGAAUACUGAUGCCAAGGAGCUGUUUGCUACCAGCACAGAGACAUGCUGCCUGAAAUCCUGCGCUCUGCAUCAGUGUGGCACGGGCUGGCUGGCCAUUGCGUCCAAGCAGGGUGUCCUUGGCUCGUCAGACGAGGACUGCUGCGAGAAGUCUUGCGCUUUGCACAGCUGCGGAACGGGUCUGGCUUUGAAGCCGUCGGCUUCCGACUCGUCUGGCACAACAGAUGAUGCAUGCUGCGAGCCUGAGACGUGCUCGCAGAUGCGUCAGUUGAAGCCAGCUGGCCAGUGCAAUGACCUGAGCAAGCAAGAUUGUGAAAAGACUUAUGCCAUCCUGACACCGGCCGCUGCUAAGAAGUCGGUCAAGCACUUCGUGAGAUGUAUAUUCGAUGAAACCUGGUCCCUCUGUCGUAUCAGUGAUAGCACGACUUCCCAAUGCUCUGACAUGUAG